Molecule: messenger RNA, 2772 nt
Organism: Meriones unguiculatus (Mongolian gerbil)
Lineage: Eukaryota; Metazoa; Chordata; Mammalia; Rodentia; Muridae
Gene: Fam186b
Product: family with sequence similarity 186 member B
Exons: 8
Coding region: 1-2772 (923 amino acids)
Source: RefSeq, a predicted model, not a curated record
AUGGAGAAGGACAACCCCCCGCACUUGGUGACCCCCACCUCAGUGAAGGCUAUCAUUUCCAAGAUUGAGACUGCCCAGCUAAUUCGGACUCAGGAGGAUAUUUCCACUCAGCUCUCAGACAUCUUGGACAAUGUCAACUCUGCCAUCAAUCGCUUCCAGAAAGAAAUGGGAUAUGACUUAAAAGAAAAGAUAAAACCUCACCAACCAGAGCAAAAAGGCAGGAAGAGAUUCAUCUUGCUGGAGAAAAUUGCCUCCUUCUCCAAAGAUGCUAAGGCCAAAGAGAAACAUCUGUAUGAGCUUCUUGACUGGCUGGGUGACUGGGGUGACAGUCUGACCUGUGAGAUGGCGAGCAGGAGAAAUCUGGAGGAAGAGGAAGCCCUUAAUGAAUGGAUCGAGGUGAUGGAGAAAGUGUUGCCUCUCUCCCUCAUGGCCACCAAAGGAGGCAUCGAGUCUCUCGUCUCUCUUUGCUCCUCUCUCAUUGAAGAGCAAAAGAAAAAGGCACUAACAUCCAGGCAUAACUUCUGGCAGGAGUGGCAGCAGAAAAGCGCACAGAAGUCCCCAGAGUCCCCUCAGCCUCUGAGCCCGGAGCAGAUGCUACAGGACAAGAACACCACGUGCAUGAAGGUCUCGGAGGUGAAAUCCAUGCUUCAGGAGCUCCUUGACUCCACCAUGUUCAAGAAAGGGGAGGUCAAGGCCAUCAGGUACAUGUCUACUGUGCUGGAGAACCUCAACAAGGCCUUGACACUCCAACACAGGGAGAACAAGAGUCUGGAGACGAAAUACAAAUACAUGCAGGUGGAGAUGAGCAAAGAGCUCAGCACCCAGAGGCUGUAUUUCCAAAAAUCCAUCCAAGUCCUGGAAAGCCAAAAAGCUGCACUGCAAAAACAGUUUGAGAUCCUAGGGGAGAAGUACCGUGACCUCCUCUUGAUAAAACAAGCCUUGGAAUACCAGCUAAAGAAGGCUCAGAUUGCCAGGGGCCUAGAACGACCAGCUGAGCUUACAGCCCUGGAGGAACUGCAGCAGAAGCUCUACCAGGAAGGACCUUUGUUUUCAGCACUUUCUCCAACUCCGCCAACCCAGGCCUGGGACAGUGACACUACCCCCUCAGCUCAAGAGCCGCUCUCCACCAUGGCCAUGAAGUCAACGGCUGCAGACGCGUUCACCGAGCACCCGGAGCCUGAGCUGCUGCACUCAGAGGCCCUCCAGCUUCCCACACAGUGGGAAGAACCGGGAGCAGAGGCCCCAGACCAUGAAGGCAAAGACCAGGGGGAGGACCACUUCCGAGAGAAGGAAGCCAUCCAAAGCAAGUCCGAUCCCCAGAAGUGCCCGUCUCCAGAGAGCUCCAGGAGGGUGCUUUUGGAGACUUCCUUCCACAUGGAGCACUGGAAGGAAGACCUGAGCUGGGAGGCGAGGAGGCAGCAGUGGCUGCAGGAGGAGGAGAUGUGGCUUCAGCGGCAGAAGAAGUGGGCCCUGCUGGAGCAGGAGCACCAGGAGAAGGCGCGGCAGUGGGAGGCCGAGGCAGCGGCCAGGCAGCAGUGGCAGAGACUCUCCCCCCCGGAAGAGAAAUCCAGCCCCAGGAAGGGAGAUUCGGAGAAGCUGAUCUUCACAACCACCACCCGGUGGAGGAACCUGGUGAAGACAGAACAAGCAUGGGCGCCUCCCCAGGGCCGAACCCAGUCUGCUCGCCCAAGCAGGAGGUCACACUUACCCAUGCCCAAACACACCCAGCAGCCUGGCCAGAGAAACCAGAAGACCCUGAGUUCAGCUGAGCUGGGGCAGAUACCGCAGGCCUGUCAGGCUUCUGCUAAGCCCAAGAAAUGUGCCUCCUUUCCCGUCACUGGGCUAUACAUCCAAAGGGUGGCCCGACCCUCUCCACAGAAAGACCCAGAAAGCCCUCAGGACACCAUGUACCACAUAGACAUGGCAGCCCAGAUGAAGAACCUGCAAACCCUGGGUGGCUUGGAGUCAGAGCUGGCCCUGCCACACCACCAGCGCAGCAAGGCCCUGGAACUCACUGUCAUCGCCAUGAAGCUGAGCAUCCUCAGGCUGCAGCACCUGUUCCAGAAGUACAUCCACUACAGACACUUCCAGAGCCUCCGACAGGAAGUGAUCAAACACAUAGGAUCUACUCCACAGACAAAGGUCACCUAUAAGAAGCGGGACCUCUACGUGUUCCUGGAAAACAUCGACCGUCAGCAGAGCAUCCGGCUGCAGGCCUGGAGAGACAAGCAGAAGGAAGUGGAGGAGAGGCUCCAGGAAUGCCUGCACAAGAUGGUGACCAUGUUCCUUCUGCUCCGGGAAGAGUGCAAUGUCCACCUGAACAUCCCUGUGACGGGCACCACGGGCACCUCGGCCAGGCCAGGGAAAUGCAAGUCGCCUCCAGUCUUACUCCAGAGAGUCCGUUCCAGUGCUUCAACCAACAAGCAAUCCUCUAUGCCCAAGCACAGGGAAUCCACGCCCCUGUGGGUAUCCAGCACCCAACAAGAAAACCAGAUGGAAGCCAUAUGGAAGGCUGAUGUGGCCUCUUCAAGUUACCCAAUAGAAAGAAAGGUACUACUCACAAGCCUGCCCUGGGAUCAUCUAGGGGGAUACCCAGAUAUCCCCAGGCUAUUGGCAGUGGAGAGGCCUUCCUACCACAGAGGCAUGCUGUCCUUCGAGACUCGUUCUUCCAGUGCCUCAGUGAUCCAAAGAAAGGUAUCCCAGGAACCCUCGGAGGAGCCACCUGGGCUUGUCAGGAAAAUGUCCAGCCAGUCGCUCCCUGAAUCCCUAUAA